Messenger RNA from Monoraphidium neglectum, 2292 nucleotides. RefSeq names its product hydantoinase/oxoprolinase. Bases 1 to 2292 code for a protein of 763 amino acids. Gene Ontology annotation, cellular component: cytosol. Lineage: Eukaryota; Viridiplantae; Chlorophyta; Chlorophyceae; Sphaeropleales; Selenastraceae. Gene Ontology annotation, biological process: glutathione metabolic process. The record is from RefSeq and is a predicted model, not a curated record. Gene Ontology annotation, molecular function: 5-oxoprolinase (ATP-hydrolyzing) activity. The transcript is spliced from 11 exons.
AUGCUGCGUGUUGGAGUGGACGUGGGCGGCACCCAUACCGAUGCAGCAGUGCUGCACGGCACGCGUGUGCUGGGGACUGGCAAGGCACGCACCACGCCCGACGUCGUCGGCGGCAUCGUCGGCGCUUGCGCGAUUGCCCUCAAAGCCGCUAGCACAGACCCCGCCGACGUGCAGGCGCUGAUGCUGGGCACCACCCAGCUGGUCAACGCCCUGGUGCAGCGCCGCGGCCUCGCGCGCGUGCUGGCAGAUUCCCCCCGCCGCUGCGGCGCGCGGUCGAAGGCGGCCACCUCUUCGCCCAAGGCGCGCGGGCGCGCGCCGCCGCUCACAAACCGGCACCCCCGCGGUCAGCGGCUGGGCGGAUUCGAGUACGAUGGCGCGACGCCCAUCAGUGAGCCGCAAGGGGGCGAGGACGACGCAGCAGCCGCGGCGCGGCUGCUGCUGGACCGCGGGCUCGAUGCAGUGGCGGUCUGCGGCGUCUUCUCGCCGCUCAACGGGGCCCAGGAGGAGGCGUUCGCGGCGCGGCUGCGGGCCGCGGUGGACAGGCUCGCGCCGGGGAGGCGCGUCCACUUGACCCUCUCUCACGCCCUGGGUGACCUGGGCCUGCUUGAGCGCGAGGGCGCGGCGAUCCUCAAUGCGGCCCUGCAGCCGCUGGCGGCGCGACUUGUGCCGCAGUAUGCGGCCGCGCUCGCGCCGCUGGGGCUGGCGGGGGCGCGGCUGUUCCUGACGGGCAGCGACGGCGCGCUGCUGCGGGCGGAGGUCGCCGCAGAGGUGGUUGGGUGGUUGGGCGUCGUCUCGAACGGCCUGCCGCGCGCAGCCGGCGGCGCGACCAGCAUCUGCGGCGUGGUCACAAACUUUGCGCUGCCUGCCGUCGCGUCCCUCGGCCUUGGCGGCGGCUCCCUCGUCAGAUUGUCAUCUCGCCGCGACCAGCCCGGGGGCGCCGCCGCUGCCGACGACGACAGCGGCAGCGGCGGCGGUGGUGGGUGCCACGUUGGGCCGGAGAGCGUGGGCAAUGACCUGUACACGGAGGCGCUGUCCUUUGGGGGCGCCACCCUGACUGCAACCGACGUGGCGGUCUCUUUGGGCCGCAUGCGGCUGGAAGGCGGCCCCGCGGCUGCAGCAGCAGCAACGGCGGCGCCCGCGGAGGAGGAGGCGACGGGGGCAUCAGAUGGGGUGUGGCCGCCGGCGCAGCAGCUCGAGGAGGCGUGGGAGGCCAUCCAAUCCGUGCUGGCAGCAGGCGUCGAGUCAGUCAUCCCGAGCGCGAAAGACCGCGCCCUGCCGGUAUUGCUGGUGGGGGGCGGCGAGUCGCUCUGCGGCGCCGGGCUCGCCGGCGCGGGGGGAAUUGUGCGGCCGCCGCAUGCGAAGGUGGCGAACGCGGUGGGGGCGGCGAUUCCGCAGGUCAGCGGCAGUGUUGAUGCGCUGUACAACCUCGGAGACGACGACGCGGAGGAACCACCGCCGCUGCCUGCGCCCCAGCAGCAGCAGGCGCCGGGCCAGCAACCCUCCCCUCCGGAAGCCCAAUCAGGCGGCGCCCGGCGGCGGCGCGCCCUGGCUGACGCCGUGCGACGCGCCACCGCCGCCGCGGAGGCCGCCGGCGCGGCGCCGGGCAGCUGCCGGGUAGCUUCCCAGGACGUGGUGCCCCUGGCGUACCUGCCAGGCGGCGCAGCGAGGGUGAAGGGCGAGUGGGAGCUGGGUGAUCUUGAUCUGGACGCACUGGCCCUGGGGGCGCAGGUCCUGGGGGCCGGAGGGGGCGGCUCCGCACGGCAUGCGCGCCUGCGCCUUGCCAGCGCUAUGGCACUGGGGGCUGCGCCCGCAGUGAUGGCGCCGGGUGCUGCACCUGCGGCGGCAGGUAAAGGGCCGCCGCGGCCGCGGGUGCUGCCGCUGCAUCUGCUGCCGGACGAUGCCUUGGUGUGCGACGCGGGCGGCAUGGGGGCGCCGACGGUAUCUGCUGAGAAGCUGCCGGGCGGGGAGGCGGAGGCGGCGGUGAGGGGCCUGGCGGAGUACUUGGAAGGCGUCGCGGCGUGCAGGGCCGUCGGCGCCACGUCGGCGGCAUCCGCCCUGGAAGCUGCAGGCGCCGCUGGCGGCGGCGUCGGAGGCCAGGGAGGCGGCGCCGCCGGCGACGUCGGCGGGCGGCUGGGGGCGGUGAUGGUGGCGGAGGUCGGGGGCGGCAACUGCCUGGAGCCGCUGGCGGUGGCGAUGGCGCUGGGGCUGCCGGCGCUGGACGCUGACCUGAUGGGUCGCGCCUUCCCGGAGUUGCAGGUGUCGCAGGGGCUGCACCAGCCUGGCAUCGACUGA